Messenger RNA from Alternaria alternata, 1173 nucleotides. RefSeq lists its product as hypothetical. Lineage: Eukaryota; Fungi; Ascomycota; Dothideomycetes; Pleosporales; Pleosporaceae. The record is from RefSeq and is a predicted model, not a curated record. The transcript has 4 exons. The coding region runs from base 1 to 1173 and encodes 390 amino acids.
AUGGCGGACAACAAUAGUUGUCACGUUGACUGUUCACAGCCCCCCGGUCAGCUAACUCCUUACCCUGAUAUCUCUGGAACUGGUGUCUUGGUUGGAUAUACCGCUACUGCUGGGAUAGUCGUGUUGAUUUUAGUGUGCCAUUAUCACAUUGCAUAUGACCCAACAAAGAACCCAUUUGAAAAGAAGAUCGUUCCAGGCGCGACUACAUCUCAUAAUUUUCACCUCAUUCCACAACCGAAUUCACGAACGAAUCCACGACCAAAUCCAAUUGACGUUGCAUAUCUUAGCCUUCUUUCUAAGACCCUAGCAAGGCUAAGACCAAGGCUAAAUCUACCGGAAGCGAAGGAGUACCCUCGUUGUGUCCAGUCUAUGAGCGACCUCCAGAUCCUCACGGGUACAUCCAUUCUCAUCAGCGGUUAUGUCCAGUUGCAUUGCGGCCUUUCGGCUUUCCAUUGGCAAAUCAUCGUCUUUCUGGCUUGGUUCUCGAGCAUAACUCACCUUUCUUGUCUGACUUUCCUGCGUAACUAUCUGUAUAAUCGGCCUGCGGAACGGGCAUGGAGGCUGGUAGCAAUGUUUCUGAUGCUGGUAAUGUUGCUCGUCGCUAUGAUACCCACGGGUGCUUACAACUGGACGGAUUUCUACUACAGUGGUGAUGGUUAUCCAACUCCUGCGCCUAGCGACUAUGCGAUCUGCUACUUACGACCCGAUGGAAACGAUGACCAGUUGACCUUUGCGACGAUGGUGAUCUCUGUCAUUCUAUUGGCUCUAGGCUUCAUCUACCGAGUCAUCAGGAUGCACGAAUCACUGUCGGUAACCAUCGUUGGCCGUGCAAGGGAGUUCUGCAGUGAAAAGGCCCGUUAUGUCCUUCGUCGAAUAUACACAAAGUCGGGCAUGGAAACUUCGGGCUUGACAUUGAAUCGCUUUCUGUUUUAUCGCCCAAUCCUGGCCCUGUUUUUCACGGGUCGGGCGUUGCUGGACCUUUGGAAUUCCAUGUUCAUGGAGAUCCUUUGGAUGGUAGGAAGCUUUACUUGGGGUCUCAUCAGAUUAACACAAACACUCCAAAUAGACGAUCGUGGUUCUAGUGAUUGGUCUUUCGGUCAGGUCAUCUCUAUCGUCCUUGUUGGAGCUCCUUUGCUAACCAUCUUUGAAUCUUUCUUCGAAGGUACGUCCUAA